UUCCGAGGGACCUCGCAACAGAAAGCACGAAAAGAUGGAGCGGUUACUUAUUUGCAUUUUCACUUUUCUAUUAUGUUUUGUUCCUGAAAAUAUUGCAAAAAAAGGAUUCGGUCCUGGAGAACAAGAAUGGGGCUUUGUUCAAGUACGUCCCUAUGCAAACAUGUUUUGGUGGCUUUAUUAUACUACAGCAGAUGUUAAAUCAUAUUACGAAAAACCGCUUAUCAUCUGGUUACAAGGUGGACCAGGCGGAUCAUCGACUUCGUAUGGAAAUUUCGAAGAACUAGGACCUCUUGAUAUUGAUUUAUAUCCAAGAAAUUACACUUGGGUCAAAAAUUACAAUGUUCUCUUCAUUGAUAACCCCGUUGGUACCGGCUUUAGUAAGGCUGAAAAUAUAUCGGGAUUCGUGAAGACAAACGCUCAGAUUGCGAACGAUCUUUUAGAAUGUAUUCGAGGAUUCUACAAGGAAUUACCAAAAUUUAAACCUGUUCCAACGUAUAUUACUACUGAAUCGUACGGUGGAAAAAUGGGCGCGGAAUUUGCGCUUGUCUGGAAUCGAGCCCAAAAUGCUGGCAUUAUUGAAAGUAAUUUAAAGGGAGUUGCACUUGGGGACGCUUGGAUUUCUCCUAUCGAUUCUGUAAUGACAUGGGCGCCAUAUCUACUCAACAUGGGUGUAAUUGACAAAGAAGAUUUUAAAGAAAUUGAAGCUGAUACAAAAGUGUUAAAAGAAAAAAUAGAAACAGGUAAAUGGAAAGAAGCAACUGAUUAUACCAGUUAUAUGCAAGCUAACAUUUCUAGAAAAACUUACAAUGUUGACUUCUACAAUAUUUUGUCAAAGAUAUAUCUAUGCUCACAUUGUUUAUCACCGCUUUCGGCUGGAGAUCCUAUUUUUCGAUAUUUUAUUCAAGUUGGGACUCAGUCACUUUAUGAUUUGAUGAAUGGCCCAGUAAAAGAAGCGCUCGGACUUAAUAUUACUCAUAUUAUCCAAUCUGGCAAAGUUUACGAUUUCUUAAGAGAAGAUUUUAUGAAACCUGUUACUAAUAUAGUGGAGCAAUUACUUAAUGAAACCAAUUUGAAUGUAUUCGUAUACAACGGACAAUUGGAUUUAAUUGUUGAUACACCGGGCACUCUUCGUUGGAUAGAAAAAUUAAAAUGGAAACACAUUGACACCUGGAAAACCUCCAAGAGGCAUCCGCUCAUCUCUCAAGAUAUCAUCGAGGGCUACUUCAAAGCUUACCAUAAUCUCAGGGUGUACUGGGUCAAUAGAGCCGGACAUAUGGUUCCAGCAGACAAUCCAGCUGCUAUGGAAGUGAUACUACAGCAUCUGACAACCUGACAUGUCAGUAACAAUAUGAGCAAAAAUUAGUUUUUAUAUCAUAAACAAAAGCAAAAAUUAGCUUUCAUAUUUGUAAAUAUAAAAACUAAAUAUAUGAUCUAGAUGAUGCUAC
Messenger RNA from Camponotus floridanus (Florida carpenter ant), 1445 nucleotides. RefSeq names its product retinoid-inducible serine carboxypeptidase. NCBI's taxonomy places the organism in Eukaryota, Metazoa, Arthropoda, Insecta, Hymenoptera, Formicidae. Gene Ontology annotation, biological process: proteolysis. Gene Ontology annotation, molecular function: serine-type carboxypeptidase activity. The record is from RefSeq and is a predicted model, not a curated record. Bases 35 to 1333 code for a protein of 432 amino acids. The transcript is spliced from 9 exons.